CAAGCGGAGUCAGUUCUGGAGAUCUCGCGAGAGUUGGCGUCUUCACAUACGUGGCUUUUCUGUGCGCACUUCCGGUUUGGGUGAAUCGCUACUAGCCGUCAACAUGGAGCUGGAGGCCAUGACCAGAUACACGAGUCCGGUGAACCCGGCUGUGUUUCCUCACCUCACCGUGGUGCUGCUCGCCAUCGGCAUGUUCUUCACAGCGUGGUUCUUUGUCUAUGAGGUAACGUCCACAAAAUACACACGAGACAUAUACAAGGAGCUGCUCAUCUCACUGGUCGCGUCACUCUUUAUGGGCUUCGGCGUUCUCUUCCUGCUGCUUUGGGUUGGAAUCUACGUGUGAAGGUUGCAGAUUGAGAAGAACAUUCCAGCGGCUCUGCAUUACCUCAGUGCUUAUAGACACACACACACACACACACACACACACACGGAUGAGGAUUGGACAUUGCACUGGCAGCAUGUUGACAGUUUGUGGUUUGACUUCACCAAUAAAACUGUUUUGUAAAAAUUU
Molecule: messenger RNA, 511 nt
Organism: Pangasianodon hypophthalmus (striped catfish)
Lineage: Eukaryota; Metazoa; Chordata; Actinopteri; Siluriformes; Pangasiidae
Gene: tmem258
Product: transmembrane protein 258
Exons: 4
Coding region: 104-343 (79 amino acids)
Biological process (GO): protein N-linked glycosylation
Cellular component (GO): membrane-bounded organelle
Source: RefSeq, a predicted model, not a curated record